UUUGUUUUCCUUUGCCAGCUCGCGUAAGUGGAUCGUUGCGUUGUGGUGGCAAGUUUUUUGUGCGUCGUCGAGAAAAGUCUCAAAGAAAGUGUUUUAUUUCGCACUUUGCAAAUCAUCAUUAGAAGAUUAGAAGAUAUAAAACCAUUGUUGUUCAAACUCGUGGGUCAAAAUUUUUCCCGAAAGGCAUUUUGUUUCGCGGUCGCGACGACGUCCGAAAAGUGUCCGUAAAUGUGGCGCAGCAGCAGUGAAAAUGUCCGAAAUACUGCAGCAAGACAUCCAGCAGCUGCUGGAAUUUUUCUCCAAGAACAUGUAUCGUGCGAAGGACUGCGAUGCCGAAGAAAUCAUGAAUCGAUGCGGAAUGUUGUUACGAAUGGACUAUAGCGUGGUCGAUAUUCACAAUACUAACGGAGAACUAUCGGCACAUUAUCCGGUCAAACUACUGAUCCCCGAGCAGGAGGUGAAACGGGUCUAUCCCUUUGGGCCAAAUGUUCCCGGUGCGUAUGGCGAAUACAACACAGACAACAGCCGCAACCCGAGUGUCGCAAGUACUGGCGGUAGCUCGAAUUCCAGAGCUUCGCCUCCAAACCGUGACCAGGUCAUUAUCGAUGGAAAGUUGGAUGGCCAACGGUUACGAUAUAUGAUAGUUAAGGCGAGAUUCGCACGGUGCCGAUCCCGUUUUCCAUUGCCAGUAAUUCUGUACAAUGGGAAAUAUGUUUGUCGUUCAGCGACUUUGUCCGGCGGACCAGAGCUUUACGGUCGCUCGGGAUAUGAAUACUUUGCUUAUGCAGCGGAAGCCACCCCACCGGAACCAGAAGACGAAGCGUAUGAAGCGCAAGAGGAAUCCUCAUCAGACGAAUCAGAGUCCAAAGAUUGGCCCUUAUUCGGGCGACUACGCAGGAAAGACAUUCGGUUAUUGAAGGCUCUUAACGUAGGAACUAUAAUCGAUUUUAUGGUGGAAAACAAAAAAGUGAAGUUCUGGGUAAAUGUUACCUCAUCGGAGAAAGUGGACAAAGAGAAUCGGUAUAACUUUUUCAAAAUACUUGCAUUGCCUUAUCCUGGUUGCGAGUUCUUCCGGGAGUAUCGCGACAACGACUAUCACGGUGAGGGGCUGAUAUUCGACUGGAACCAAUCGUACGUGGAUGCGGGAAUACGGGUUCCGGAGGACUCCGUCACUACUCAGUUAAAUAUCGACUGGUCCAACUACAAACAGUGGGACCUGGUGAAGAUAACUCAAAACUACCUCCGCUUGUGUCUCAAGUAUCUGCAGGAGAACAGCACGGGGAUUCUGGUUCACUGUAUUAGCGGCUGGGAUCGCACACCGCUGUUCGUUUCGCUGCUUAGAAUUUCGCUCUGGGCGGAUGGUGAAAUUCAUCAGUCGUUGGAUGCGGCACAGAUGCUCUACUUUACGAUCGCUUACGAUUGGUUUCUGUUCGGUCACAAUCUGCCCGAUCGGUUGAGCAAGGGCGAGGUCAUAUUCUACUUCUGUUUCUACAUACUCAAAUAUAUCACCGACGAAGAAUACAGUGUCUUAACUCACAGAUACCGAAGCCAGCACAGCAGCGGCAGCAGUAGCAUAGACGUGAUUCGGACAGACAGCGACAGCAUCCUCGAUGGAUUGUUGCUGGAUGGGGAAAGUCGGGGUUCCAGUCUCUCAUUGAACUCGGUUUCCAGUUUUACAAGUGGGAGAAGCUCUUCAAUGCAUGAUACACAAACAUGCAUUGGAUUGACCAGCGAUGGGGCAAGCAAUAGUAUAGCAAUAGCAAACCGUAUGGGCUUAGGGAAGAACGGAGGUGCACAGGGUUGUAAUGGAGAUGAUAGUGUUAACUCAUUCAACGGCAAUAACGGAUUCACAGCGCAUAGUCAUGAUAGUAGUAGCAGUAUUGGAUGUAUAUCUCAAGAUAGCUCUAACCACAACAACCAAUGGUCACCACCGCCACCAAGAAGAACUAGUCCCGUAACAGUGCCAAGUGAGAACAGGCUGAGACAACGUCAGGAGUCUUCGUCAUCGCUUUCGGUGGGUAGCUGGCAGAUGAUCACCGGUACCGGAAGCCUCCGCAGUGCCGAAUCGGUGAACGAAAUGCAUACCCAUGUACAACGGAAUCCCGGACACAACUGCCCCAAUCAUCCACAUCAUCAGCAUCACUAUCACCAUCCCCAUCAGCAUCCGCAGCACUAUCAGAGUUCUAACAAUGGCCAAUCCGGUAGCAGUCAUUCGUCGCUGUUCCAUCUAUCAGGUGGCGGCAACAUCCCUGGACCAUCAUCAAGCAACGCUUCGACACCAAAUGCCAACCAACAUCACCCCAGUCAGGUAACCAGCUGCUGUUCAACCAUCAACGGAGAGUACUACCCUAAUCAGCUGGACCUGUACGCCAUUCGACGGGAACGCCUCACACAGCUUCGAACGCUGUUCUACAACUGUUACUACUCAACGAUUGCAUUCAAGUUCAACUCCGGUCCGGACUCAGCCCUUGGGAGUUUGCUGGGGAACUUUGCCGAAAAAGUCGGACUGGCGAGUCGACCUUCCGUCUAGAGAGAAAUGCAUUUUCAAAGGCCUAUUUGGCAAGUCGAAUCGAGAAAAUUGCCACCUGUUGUAGAUCUACUCGACCAAGUAUGGGAGCCGAGCGAAACAAUCGACUCUUGAAACAUGCAAGCCCACGCCAACUACAGACAAUGUAACUGGCGAGUCGUUUUGGUCGUCUCGGCCUGCGUAAUAGACCUUGCAUAAUUUUAAUGAAUUUCGACCGCGAGCGAGCACGUGUCUUCCUUUACAACAGCAUUACCUAGUGAAAAUAAUGAACAAAGUCUGCCUUAGCUUCCUCAGUGUAAUUCGUUUAAAUUUAGCUAUAUGAAACCGUGCGCGAUAUUGGGGAGUGUGACCGGUCCCCGUAAGGUAAAUAAUGAUGUUAAAUCAUUUUUAGAAAAAGUUGUCGACACUGAUACUAAAAACGAUAUGAUAAUACGAAACCGAUAAAACACACCGAAGUGAUGUUCAUUUCUCAGAUAUUGAAUGAAACUGUAAUACUAUACCUAUCUAUGAAUAUAGCGACGAUUAUUGGACGGAUUCUAGACCGAUCUAGAGUUAUAUUAUUUUAUGUGGAAAUUUGAUAUGGAGUACCCCAUUUGAUAUUACAGAUAUCCAUUUGGUAUAACAGUCGCCGGACACGGUUAUUCCAACAAUGUAGAGGCAAAAUCAUACGUCAUACCGUAUAAAUAUGACUUCAAUAUAACCAUAACAUAUUCUGACCGUC
Molecule: messenger RNA, 3248 nt
Organism: Armigeres subalbatus
Lineage: Eukaryota; Metazoa; Arthropoda; Insecta; Diptera; Culicidae
Product: myotubularin-related protein 14-like
Exons: 7
Coding region: 251-2530 (759 amino acids)
Biological process (GO): dephosphorylation
Molecular function (GO): phosphatidylinositol-3-phosphate phosphatase activity
Source: RefSeq, a predicted model, not a curated record